This is a messenger RNA of Serinus canaria (Common canary), 3127 nucleotides long. RefSeq names its product G protein-coupled receptor 107 (gene GPR107). The coding region runs from base 58 to 1722 and encodes 554 amino acids. The transcript has 18 exons. The record is from RefSeq and is a predicted model, not a curated record. Gene Ontology annotation, biological process: clathrin-dependent endocytosis. Gene Ontology annotation, cellular component: clathrin-coated vesicle; membrane; Golgi apparatus. Gene Ontology annotation, molecular function: clathrin heavy chain binding. Lineage: Eukaryota; Metazoa; Chordata; Aves; Passeriformes; Fringillidae.
CACGUGACUCGCCUGACCCGGAAGUGGCGCGCGGGGGACGCUGACGCUGGAACAAAGAUGGCGGCCCGCGGCGCUGGGGCCGUGGUGGGGCUGCUGCUGCUGCUGCUCCGCGCGGGCCCGGCCCGCGCCCGCGUCCAUCACCUCACCCUCAAAGAUGAUGUGAGGCAGAAAGUGCACCUGAAUACCUUUGGUUUCUUCAAGGAUGGUUUCAUGAGAGUGAAUGUCAGCAACCUUUCCCUGAAUCCAGAACCAAGCCCUGAUGACAUGGACAGUUUAUCAGUGGGGUUCAGCUUGGAUCGAACAAGGAAUGAUGGUUUCUCCACUUACCUGGAUGAAGAAGUGGAUUAUUGUAUCUUGAAGAAGACUCCAGAGCCAGAUGUCUCUGUUGUAAUUUUACUUCUGGACAUCCGACGUGAUGUUGUGAAAGUACGGUUCUCUUCAGAAGCUGCUUCUUUGUUACCUAAAAUUGUAUUUGUGUCUGAGGAAAAUGGUACUGCCUUAAAUACCAAGCUGCUGAAAACUUCUGAACUGAGCAGUGAUUCUGAUAAAAAUGCUCCAAAGACCAGUGAAAAUACAGAUGACAAAGAUAAGAAGUCCAAACGAAGUACAACAUCCUCCCAGAGCAUGGUAGAACAAGAACAUCCUGUACGCCAUGUCCAAGGAAUGUUUUCGUUUCAGUUCUUUUUUAACAUCAGCUCGGAUAAACAAGAAGGUCUCUACAGCCUGUAUUUCCAUAAGUGUGUUGGCAAGAAAGGGCCAGCUAAUGAUCAGUUGCUGUUUAGUCUUGAUAUAGAUGUUACGGAAAAGAAUCCUGAAAGCUACCUCUCAGCAGGUGAAAUCCCACUGCCAAAACUUUACAUUUCCAUGGCUCUCUUCUUUUUCCUGUCUGGGACUGUAUGGAUCCACAUACUUCGUAAACGUAGAAAUGAUGUCUUUAAGAUCCACUGGCUCAUGGCAGCCCUUCCUUUCACCAAAUCAUUGUCCUUAGUCUUCCACGCGAUCGACUAUCACUACAUCUCUUCUCAGGGAUUCCCCAUCGAGGGCUGGGCUGUUGUUUAUUACAUCACUCACCUACUGAAGGGAGCUCUUCUGUUCAUCACUAUUGCCCUCAUUGGCACAGGCUGGGCUUUCAUUAAACACAUCCUGUCAGAUAAAGACAAAAAAAUUUUCAUGAUUGUCAUCCCACUUCAGGUACUGGCAAACGUGGCCUACAUUAUCAUAGAGUCAACAGAGGAGGGGACAACUGAGUAUGGACUGUGGAAAGAAAUCCUUUUCCUGGUGGACUUGCUGUGCUGUGGAGCCAUCCUGUUCCCAGUGGUAUGGUCAAUAAGACAUUUGCAAGAGGCUUCAGCAACAGAUGGGAAAGCUGCCAUUAACCUAGCAAAGCUGAAGCUCUUCAGACAUUACUAUGUCAUGAUUGUGUGUUACAUUUACUUCACACGGAUCAUUGCAAUUCUCAUAAAGAUUGCUGUUCCAUUCCAGUGGAAAUGGCUAUACCAGCUGCUGGAUGAAAUGGCCACACUGGUGUUCUUUGUCCUCACUGGGUACAAGUUCCGUCCAGCAUCAGACAACCCUUACCUACAGCUCUCUCAAGAUGAUGAGGAUGACUUGGAGAUGGAAGCUGUGGUGACAACUUCAGGAGUAAUGGAGGGCAUGAAGAAAGUCAAGAAAGUGGUGAAUGGUUCAGCAGAGCCUCAGGGCGAAUGGGAAAGCACAGCAUGAUGGACUGGACUAAGGCAGCACUUUCAGAGAAACUUUUUUAAUUUAUUAAUAUUACUCUCAGUGGAAAGGGAGCAACUUGCACUCCCCACCACUGAAACUGCAGAGUGGGGUGUGUCUAGGGAGAGCAAAGCAGAGCAGAAAUAUCACUAUUCCUUUGAUCGUAAGAAAAUGGGAUCUCCUGGUACCUGCAAGGAGCGUGAAGCUUUCCUAGGGAUUUUGGGUAGCUUUUUUUCCCCCCUUUCUGGAUCGGUUCUUUAUUCUGAAUUGUUGUGUUCCUCAGAAUGUGUAAUACUAAUGUGAAGAGGGAUCUUCAGUGUGUAUGUAAAGAAUAUAUUUUAUAUAAUGCUCAUAUAUAUGCACACACACACACUUGCUUUAUAACAUGAAUGCUGGGACUUGCAAAGCCUGUCAGAAGGUGGGAAAAGAAGAUAAAGACAUGUAAGUAUUUUUUUUCUUUUUAUAAACUCUCCUUUUGGCUUGGAUGGAACAUUGCAAAACAAAUGGAUGGGAACAACUGCAGAUAUUUGACAGACUGAAGGGUAUUGGAUCAGAUGACUUCUGCCACUGCUCAUGCAAGUGUGAAAGGUGAUAAGUAUCUUCUUGUCUUAUCCCUGCAGGUGUCCACCUGAAUGUGUCAGGUUUUCAGAUGUGUUGCUAUACAGGAAAUGAGUGACUGUUCUCCAUUAAAGCACUAAGCCCAUAGUGCAAUAAUAUUUGUGUACAUUGUCCACUGUCCAUGAAGUUGCUCUUGGCUCACCCCCACCUGACAAGAAGUACACAAGAGGUGUAAGACUGAUGCUUGCUUUUUAGGGGUCUGCCUAAAUGUUUACCUUCAAGCUGUGACCCAGAGCACAUUGGUUUGCUUCAUAAAAUAUUUUCAAGGUAUUUCGAAAGUCACUCCUUUCUGGCACAGUAUAAACAGUACCAGACUCUCCAGUGGAAAUCUGUCUAGCCAUUUUACUGCAGCAUAAAUCUCUGGUUCACUGUUACUCUGAGUUACUGAGCCUUGUAUGGCUGCUUGUACCUCUCUGGCUAUGUAGGAUUAAUGACAUUGCUGUUUGAGGUGAGCUGAACUGAUCAAGGUAGUAUUGCCACCAAAAACUGUAACUCCCAGUCAUAUUUUUUUUUUUUUUUGGUCAGGAGAGGAGAAGAUUAUGACCAGAACCUUGAUGCAGGUGAAUAUGGAAUCCUUGACUGUUAGCUGCAGACUUACAGUGGAGUCUUUACAGACACAUUCCAAAAUGCCACAUGUGUUUUGUCUGUAGUCCCUGGAGUUGUCAGUAGGGCAGUUGGUGUCCAGAGCUGUAGUAGUGAAAAUGGAUGCUCAUUUGGGGGAGGGUGGAAGUGGCUCACUGGUGGAAUGAGGAUUAGCUUUAACAAAAAUAAAUCAGCUAUAAGUCACUGA